Messenger RNA from Electrophorus electricus (electric eel), 1188 nucleotides. It is a transcript of the gene tacr1b, whose product is annotated as tachykinin receptor 1b. Gene Ontology annotation, molecular function: substance P receptor activity. Gene Ontology annotation, biological process: positive regulation of flagellated sperm motility; G protein-coupled receptor signaling pathway. Gene Ontology annotation, cellular component: plasma membrane; sperm midpiece. The record is from RefSeq and is a predicted model, not a curated record. NCBI's taxonomy places the organism in Eukaryota, Metazoa, Chordata, Actinopteri, Gymnotiformes, Gymnotidae.
AUGGAUCCUCUUAACAUGACAAUGGAUAACUUGAGCAGCAACUGGACUAACAGCUCUUUUCCGAACGAAACUAAUGUUUUUUUAAACCAGUUUGUGCAGCCUGUGUGGCAGAUUGUAUUAUGGGCGCUCGCGUACAGCACUAUCGUCGUAGUAUCUGUCGUUGGAAAUAUUACAGUUAUUUGGAUCAUUUUAGCGCACAAACGGAUGAGAACUGUGACCAACUAUUUUCUGGUCAACCUUGCUUUCGCGGAGGCGUCAAUGUCAGCAUUCAAUACCGUUAUUAACUUCGUUUAUGCCGUACAUAACGAAUGGUAUUUCGGACUAGUAUAUUGUCGUUUUCACAACUUCUUUCCGAUUGCCGCCGUUUUUGCAAGCAUUUAUUCAAUGACAGCUAUAGCUAUGGACAGGUAUGUGGCCAUCAUACAUCCUCUGCAACCACGUCUGAGCUCGGCUGAGACCAAGGGGGUGGUUGGGAUGCUGUGGGUGCUGGCUCUGCUCCUGGCCUUCCCACAGUACCACUACUCCAGCACGGCACAGCUCCCCGGACGUGAUGUCUGCUUCAUCGACUGGCCUGAGUAUGGAGUCUGGGACUUCCGGAAGAUGUACUAUGUCUGUGUGGUUGUGCUUAUCUACUUCCUGCCUCUGCUGGUCAUGGGUUGUGCAUAUCUGGUGGUGGGACGCACCUUGUGGGCGAGCGAGAUACCGGGAGACUCCUCAGACCGUUACCGAGAGCAGCUCGCUGCCAAGCGGAAGGUGGUGAAAAUGAUGAUCAUUGUGGUGUGCACCUUUGCUGUGUGCUGGAUGCCUUUUCACAUCUACUUCCUGGUGCAUGAGUACUUCCCGCACCUAUUUGAGGAGCGUUUUAUCCAGCAGGUCUAUCUGGGAAUAAUGUGGUUGGCUAUGAGCUCCACCAUGUACAACCCCAUCAUCUACUGCCUCCUUAAUGACAGGUUUCGGGCAGGAUUCCAGCAAGUAUUUUUCUGGUGUCCUUGCACCCCUGAGGGCUCCUACGAAGGGCUGGAACUCAAGUCAGCUACCUACCUGCAGACCCAGGUCAGCAUCUACCGCACUAGCCGCAUGGAAACCACUGUUUCCACGGUGAUGCCACCUGGAGAAGGAGAACCUCAGGUGAACCAAACUCGGUUCUCAGUAGAGUUCACUUCAAACGCCUCCUCCAAAAGUUUGUGA